UCAACCCGCUCUAGGCAACCUUCUCCUUCCCUGAUUCCCAAAAAGGACACCGAGCGUAAAGUGCGCGGAGGUGUGGCUCGGUUCGGAUGACAUCAGCUCCUGUUGGGUACGUGCGCGCAGCGGCGCCAGAGCCAGUUCGGCUCCAGGAGGACCGGGGGCUGCAGCCACCAUGAAGGCUGAGGAGAUGUCUGAGCGGAACCUGCAGCGCAGUCCGGCGCGGAGCUGAUCCCGGACUCUGGCGGCGCGGAGUGGACCUGGUUCUGUCUGAAGUUUCGUUUGGCCCUUCUUGCAUAUCGUUCUGUGGAGAAGACCCGGAGCUCUGUUGGGGGAUCGGUGGCGGUCCGAACCGGACAGGUGGGAUGGAUCCCUCCGGCUGGCUCCUGCUGUUUCUCUCUGUGGUUCUCUGGAUCCAGGACGGGAUGUGCCAACAUCUGAACCACUUCAUCCGGCCUAUCCCGAGUGACUCUAUGCCCCUUGAGGUCCUGAAGGAGGAACCGGACCCGCUGCUGGACCCAAAGGAGAAAGACCUGAACGGGACGGAGCUCAGGAGCCUCCUGGGCAGUCACUUCAACCCGGACUUCAUGUCCGUGUCCCCACCGGAGGACCUUUACGAGGACGAGCCGGACCAGUGCCUAAAGUUCUCCGGGCCGAUGCCCAAAGAGAUCCGAACCAUGGAGCUGGAGGCGCUGUUCGGAAAGACGCAGAAGGUGAACCGGAAGCUGCGCAGGAUGCUGUGGGCCUACACGCAUUGUCCGGUCGUUUACGCGUGGACCGAGCUGGGCUGGCGGUUCUGGCCGCGUUACCUGAAGGCGGGCAGCUGCUACAGCAAGCGGUCCUGUUCGAUUCCGGAGGGGAUGGUGUGCAAAGCGGCCAGAACGACUCAUUUAACCCUCCUGAGAUGGCACUGCCAGCAGAAAAGGCUUCCGCAGAGAUGCUCCUGGAUCCACAUCCAGUACCCGGUCAUCUCCGAGUGCAAAUGCUCCUGUCCCAACUGAGGACCGGCUCGGUUCGGUUCGGUUCUGCACUGACAGCUGCAGGGAGCUGAACGCUUGCUCCGCGAACUGCCCCCAAAUCUCCGAGGAGAAUCAUUUUCAUCUUGUUGCAGCAGAUGUUCAUCGUGUUAUUUCAGGAAUAAACUUUAUAAAUGAUUUAUACUCAAAGCUCUUCUGGAUUAAUACAAAUCACGUGGCUGUAUUUUAUUUAUAAAUCUGAAUUAAACUUCAGUUUACAGGUCGAUCAUUUGGUGCAAAAAAGAAAAAGUUCAGGUUGAGACUUGGAAUGGAUUCCCAGUGUUGGAUGCUGGAUGCUGAAGUGAACUCUGGAUUUGAUUCUACGCAUAUGAGCGAAAAUGGGUUGAAAUCGAUCUGUUCCUGCACUGUGGGAUCAGAGGAUGAUCAGAAACAAUCUAGCAUCAGGCUAGAUGUUCUGUUUAUUGUUCUGACGUUCUGCCAUUCUUCAUUCAUUUACAAAAAAAAAAAA
Fundulus heteroclitus (mummichog) is the source of this 1479-nucleotide messenger RNA. RefSeq names its product noggin 3 (gene nog3). NCBI's taxonomy places the organism in Eukaryota, Metazoa, Chordata, Actinopteri, Cyprinodontiformes, Fundulidae. The record is from RefSeq and is a predicted model, not a curated record. The transcript has a single exon. Bases 360 to 995 code for a protein of 211 amino acids. Gene Ontology annotation, biological process: osteoblast differentiation; dorsal/ventral pattern formation; negative regulation of cell differentiation.